Molecule: messenger RNA, 3666 nt
Organism: Branchiostoma floridae (Florida lancelet)
Lineage: Eukaryota; Metazoa; Chordata; Leptocardii; Amphioxiformes; Branchiostomatidae
Product: cytochrome P450 3A12-like
Exons: 14
Coding region: 259-1800 (513 amino acids)
Molecular function (GO): heme binding; steroid hydroxylase activity; oxidoreductase activity, acting on paired donors, with incorporation or reduction of molecular oxygen
Source: RefSeq, a predicted model, not a curated record
CUCAUCACAGAACAACACAUUGCACGGUUGCCCCUACCUUAUUGGCUAUUCGGCAGUAAACAAUUUAGUUUGUCGUGCAUUAUGUCCGCUUCCUAUUUGCAUAACCUCAUUCAGUCAUUGCCAUAAAUACAGGGCAGGCCAGUCUGUAGGCCAGACUCUGAGCAACGUUAGAUCGCUAGCGGUUGCACUUUGCUUCAAAGUAGUAUCAAGAAAUACUGUGUCCAGUGUAGCUUACGAUUAUCCAGUGUCCUGUGCAAAAUGAUGGCCAUCCAGGAGUUCCUCCCGGUCCCACUGACAUGGUUUCUACUGCCACUGCUAGCCGUUCUCUUCUACGUGUACGCAGUACAUCCUCUGUUUGUGUUCAAAAAGAUGGGAGUACCUGGAAUCGGGUUUCCUUUACCGAUCGUGGGAACAUCCUACCAGACCGCACAAAUGGGCGUUUACAACCCCGAAUACUCUGCCUCUGAUUUUGGACCCGUCUUGGGAGUCUUUAAUGGAAUGAAUCCGAUUCUCAUAGUCACUGAUGCAGAAAUGAUAAAAGAGAUCUUAGUGAAGCAGUUUCACAACUUUGUCAACCGUCAACCAGAGGUACAAGACAUCAACAUUAAGCCUCAAAGCCGGCAGGUGUUCCAACUGAGGGACGAGGACUGGAGGAACGUGCGGGUUGCUCUCACUCCUGCCUUCAGCGGCAGCAAGCUCAAACAGAUGAUGGCGGCGCUGAACAGCUGUGCUGACCAACUCGUGGAGAAUCUCAACAGCUUUGUGACAACGAAGGAGUCUUUUGAUGUCAAGGAAAUGACAGGUGCGUUCAGUAUGGAUGUCACCGCUAGAACAAUCUUCGGUGCUGAGGUCAACUCACAACGGGAUCCACAAAACCCUGUCAUCGUCCAUGCAAAGAGAGCCUUCGACUUCAACUUUAAAAGUCCACUGAUGUUUCUUUAUCUCAUGUUUCCCAGCAUCGCAAAGCCGAUUUUCGAGACGAUCAAUUAUCACCCCUUCACCCCGAGGGACGUUACCGACUUCUUUGACGGAGUCAUGGAGCAGCUUCUUGAAAUGAGAAAGACUGACGGAGGCAAAGGACGUGUUGACCUGCUCCAGAUUAUGAUAGAUGCACACCAGGAGAGCGGUGAUGAAAGCACCAACGGACCCAAAGUGGUCGGGAAAAAGCAACCAUUAACCAGGGACGACGUUGUUGGAAAUGGAAUCGGCUUCUUUUCCGCUGCUUUCGAGACUCUCUCAACAUCGAUGUCCUUCGCGCUGUACCAGCUGGCACUCAAUCAGGAGAUCCAAGACAAAGCCAGGCAGGAGAUCAACGAAGUUAUCGGGAGCGAAGGCGAGGUUGACUAUGAGGCUGUCCAGAAGAUGUCUUACCUAGAGAUGUGCAUCAUGGAGACCCUCCGCCUCUACCCUCUGGGGGCCAGCAUCUUGCGGGUUUCUAAUGAAGAGGCCAGACUGAAGUGGGUUACCGUCCCAAAGGGUAUGAGUGUAGUCAUCCCCGCCCUCGCCAUUCACUAUGAUCCUGCUCGCUGGAACGAACCGAGGAAGUUCAUCCCCGAAAGGUUUACUAAGGAAGAGAGGGAGAAGCGGAACCCGAUGGAUUGGCUGCCCUUCGGGGUGGGGCCGCGAAACUGCAUCGGGAUGAGGCUGGCUCUGUUGGAGCUGAAGGUUGGACUGGCCAGGGCGCUGAUGAAGUACCGCUUUGUGACUGGACCCGACACUGUCCCUGUGAAGCUGAACAAGUGGAAAGUGUUGCCCGUCCCUAUGGAACCGAUUCGACUGAGGGUGGAGCCACUGGACUGAUAUUUCGGAAUAAGAUUUAAAGGAGUCCUCAUCUCCAAAUGGUAGUGCUGUUUUCCGAUUGAUAUUAAAUUUAGGAAGCAAAAAAAUGUAUACUAAUUCACAUUAUACAAUAGAAUAUCCAUUAGUCCCAAACACAAACUCCCCAGGUACAUGUAUUCGAAAAUAAUUAAUCUCAGUCUAUGGCUGAAUACAAAGAUGUCAGCAACGUCUGACAACUUUUAGCUUACAAAACUAAUCUUAAGCCCGGCCGAUAAGAAAAACUCUUCUUGUGUGUUCUUUGAUAUCACAUUAACAAUUUGCCUUCUUGCUCCUUCAAACCCCUGUCACACAUACAUGUCAGUAGUCAUGGCCUCCCAUUCGCUAUCUUGCCCAACCAUCCCCAGACCGUGGUUGGGAGUAAGGCCAUCUUUGGUGGUGAGUUGGUUGUUGAGUUUGCCUAAUAGUUGAUUUUCAAACAUUGUCUGCACAAGCCAUCUAUGAAAUUCCUUCGGAAACAGUCGGGAAAGUUUUGCUUGGAUGCGGUCAGAAGAACUGGAAAUAGAAUCAUGAUGAAUUUCAAGCUAAUCCUAAGUAACACUGCUGACUUAAGUUGAGGAGUGGCAGGGAUAAACAAGUCCACUAGCCCUAUAGUCCCGGGCAAGUGAAAAUGCCAGUCGGGCAAGUGCAUUGUCCUUCCCCACUUGCCCGAUCGGACAAGUUAGCUUUUCUCCAUUGAGUGAGAUUUUGAUGUACUUGCUACUUUUCAAAUUCAUGACAUCAAGCAUUGAUUAACACAGAAAAUAGAGCCAAUAACAAAAAUUCCAUUGAAGAAAUUUGAAGGCCAUGAAUAUACAUAGCAAAAUGUCAUUUAGAUUUCGGGCAAGUGAAAAGUUGGUUCGGGCAAGUAAAUUUUUUAAGUACUUGCCCAAUAGGACAAGUGGAUUUUAGAAAACUUGUCCAACCCUGAGUGGUCAGGAGCAGAGUCAUGAAUCAUGAAUGUGCGACAGGAGCUUUAUAUUCAGUGAGCUUCUUCUCAUGAUCAGUGCUAAUCAGUUCGUACUUCAUGUUUAACAAAUAAAGAGGCAUUGCACCAAUCUUGGUUGUACAGCCUCUAAAUAUAGUUGUACUUCUGAAUCAUUUUUUGUCUAUCAAUGAGUACUUAAUAAAUGGUAUGAUAAUGUGAGCUCUGACAGUUCUUUCGACUUUUUGUGAAUCUUUAGCAUGUUACACUGACAACUAGAGACUGCAUAUUAAUGAUUUAGUAGAGGCGAUGCAAUGUUACAAUUAUGGCAGUUGAAAUGUACCUUUCCCAUGGGCACAAAAUUGGUUGCAUGCCAGGAUUUGAACCAUGGACCUCUGGGUUCUGGACCAAACAUCCUGCAGUUAUCCAUGACCUCACCUAAAACACUUAUCCAUGUGAAACUACAUGUACUUCUGCAACAAAAUGAAUUCGUAAAUGAUAUGAUCAACGAUAUAGACUAGAAAAGUUACCAGGACUUUGAAACGAAAACACAGUAGACUUGUUUUGAACCAGGGUAUGGACAAAAGUAGAUACUCAAACCAAACGAAAACUAAAGCAAAGCAGAAUUGAACAAUAGUUAGCGUAGUCAUUCUUAGCAAUUCUAUAUCAACAACAGUUCUAUACAUUUGUACUACAAGUUAAUACCUUGGUUGGAUGUUUCUUUACCUGUGUUAUGCUAUGGCCCCAAUUGGAAAAUGCUACCCUCUGGAUAAUUUACAGUCUAAUUUUUUUUUACUUAUGCAUGGGACAUGCUGUGGGCUACCAGGCUAUUUGAGGGCCUGCGGAAUAUGUUUUACCUUACAGUUUAAACCAACCCAGGACCUGGCAACAAAUAUACACUGUGAUUUUAUCGUGAAAAAAAAAAA